Molecule: messenger RNA, 1887 nt
Organism: Pieris macdunnoughi
Lineage: Eukaryota; Metazoa; Arthropoda; Insecta; Lepidoptera; Pieridae
Source: the annotation of a GenBank genome assembly
AUGUCUACCUUACGCGAACGACAAUUAAAUGCUUUGAAGCAAAUGUUAAAUCUUAAUCAACCUCUAACUAAAGCAGUUGCUAAUGAGCCUACAUGGAAGGUACUUGUGUAUGACAGGGUGGGACAGGAUAUUAUUUCCCCCUUAAUAUCUAUUAAGGAACUGAGAGAAUUAGGAGUUACACUUCAUGUCCAGUUGCACUCUGACAGAGACCAAAUUCCUGAAGUGCCAGCUGUAUAUUUCUGUGCACCUACUGAAGAGAAUCUGGGACGAAUUUGCCAAGAUUUAGAUAAUGGUGUCUAUGACCAGUAUCACUUAAACUUUAUUUCACCAAUAACAAGGCAGAAAUUGGAAGAUCUUGCAGCAUCUGCCAUACAGUCUAAUUCAGUUAUGAGUAUACAUAAACUGUUUGAUCAGUAUUUGAAUUUUAUCUGUUUAGAGGAUGAUCUAUUUAUUAUGAAACACCAGCAAUCAGAUUCAUUAUCUUAUUAUGCCAUUAAUAAAGGUGACACAAAAGAUACAGAAAUGGAGGCUAUCAUGGAUGAUAUAGUGGAAAGUUUGUUUUCCGUUUUUGUAACUCUAGGCACUGUACCAAUUAUUCGAAGCAGUAAAGGAAAUGCUGCAGAAAUGGUUGCAAAAAAACUGGAUAAAAAGCUUAGGGAGAAUCUUUGGGAUGCUAGAAAUAAUCUUUUUCAUGGAAAUACUGGACAAGGGAGCGCUUUUAGUUUCACUAGGCCCAUGUUAAUACUUUUGGAUAGGAACAUUGAUAUGGCUACACCUCUUCAUCACACUUGGACUUACCAGGCCCUGGCUCAUGAUGUACUCGAUCUUUCACUAAACAGAGCUGUAGUACCAGAAAACUCUGGUCCAGCUUUACCUGGACAGAAAAUGAAAACCAGAACUUGCGAUUUGGACUCCAAAGAUCCUCUCUGGUGUGAACAUAAGGGCAGUCCAUUCCCAACCGUUGCUGAAGCGAUUCAGGAGGAUCUUGAUAAAUAUAGGAGUUCAGAAGCAGAAGUGAAAAAGCUGAAAAGCUCAAUGGGUUUAGAUGCAGAUAGCGAUUUAGCUCUUAGUUUGGUCAGCGAUAACACUCAGAGGUUGACAAGCGCUGUCAACUCGUUGCCACAGCUUAUGGAGAAAAAACGGCUAAUCGAUAUGCACACUACUAUAGCUACAGCUAUACUAAACGUAAUAAAAUCCAGGCGGCUGGACUCGUUUUUUGAAUUGGAAGAGAAAAUAAUGAGUAAAAGCAGCGCAGUUGAGAGCAAAACUGUACUAGAUCUUAUCUCUGAUGAGGAAGCCGGUACUCCAGAAGACAAAAUGCGUCUUUUCAUCAUAUAUUAUCUGUGUACUUCGCAAUUAAAUGAAGAAGAAUAUAAGAAAUUCGAGGCUGCUCUCCAAACGGCCAAUUGUGACAUCCAGGCUAUGGCGUAUAUGAAGCGAUUGAAGAGCUUUACAAAGAUGUCGAGCCAAUAUGAAGGUGGUGGAACUAAAACAGUGUCGAUGUUUUCAAAACUCGUAUCACAAGGCUCUUCAUUUGUCAUGGAAGGGGUCAAAAACUUAGUUGUCAAGAAACACAAACUGCCGGUAAGUCGCACAGUGGAGUCCGCGUUGAUCGGAUCGGGAGAUGAUUUGACUUGGUUCGACCCUCGCACGGCGCGAACGGACGCCGCGGCUCGUGCCAGGGCGGCGAGGCAGCCGCCGCCGAAUGACGCGGUUGUCUUCAUUGUGGGCGGUGGCAGUUACAUCGAGUAUCAUAAUCUUAUCGACUUUGCUAAGCAACAAGCGGCAAAUGGGGUGAAUAGAAAGAUAAUUUACGGAGCAACUACACUUCCAAACGCAUCGCAAUUUCUCAAACAACUCUCGCUUUUGGGUGAAGAACUACAGUGA